Messenger RNA from Mastomys coucha (southern multimammate mouse), 1392 nucleotides. It is a transcript of the gene Aard, whose product is annotated as alanine and arginine rich domain containing protein. The record is from RefSeq and is a predicted model, not a curated record. The transcript has 2 exons. Lineage: Eukaryota; Metazoa; Chordata; Mammalia; Rodentia; Muridae. Bases 107 to 616 code for a protein of 169 amino acids.
GGUCCUGCCUGUUCCGUUAUCUGCCUCCGCCCCCGACCCGAUCGGCCUUAAAAAGCUUCAACUUGCAACCAAAUCCCCAGUUGGAGCGCUGCAGAAAAGGACCACUAUGGGUUUGGGUGACUACAGCCACUGCAGACAGAGGAUGUCCCGGGGACUCUACGGAGUCUCUGGAAGGGCUGCGCUCUGGUCCCCAGCCUUCCACCCGGUACACCGCACGCCUUGCGGCACCUGGCGCAUCGAAGCGCCAGAUCACGUCCGGGCGUCCAGCCCGGUGCUGGAGCACCUCCGGAGGCAGCUGGAGCGCGCCUUCCAGCGGGCGGCGGCACGCGGGCGCGUCAGGCGUGCGCGGGAGGCGGUGGCGGCGGUGGCGGCGGCCGCCGCGGCAGCUCGGGAGGAGCGGAGUCGGGCGCGCAUGGAGUGCGCCCUGGCCCGGCUGCGCGCGGAGCUGCUGGAACUGCGUUUCCAGAACCACCAGCUGGCCCGAACUUUACUGGAUUUAAACAUGAAAAUGCAGCAGCUGAAGAAGAGGCAGGACCAGGAGCUUGCUUCCAAACCCCAGAGCCCACAGGAUGAGGAGAUGAACGAGGAGAUGAAUACCGAGUGCGGAAACGCAUAGUGGGGAGUCUGAGCCCGCAACUCCAAAGCAACCCCUUGCCCUCACCAUAACAUAGGCCAUCCUGAAGCCACUCUAACAUUAACACUAGCAAUGCUUUAUGUGCACUCUGAAGGACAGUUUGUCUGACGAAAACUUAGGUGUAAGGAGGAAGUGGGAAAAAAAAACAAGAAAGGGAGCGAGACUUUUUUUUUUUAAGUUUUAAAAAUAUUCAUUCAUUGGUUUGACUGGUUAUUAUCUUAGGAGUAGAAGGGAAGAGGAUGAGGAGCGUAUAGGAGGAAGAUGAACCAAAGCACUAAAAGACGGCCUUAAUGCCAGCUUACAACGCUGCACGUUAGUUACCUUCAUGUAGUACUUACUGUGUGAACUUCAGAAUCUGUGCUUAUUUUUACUUUAUUUAUUUUUGGUCGAUCUAGCAGCCUAUCCAGUACUCUUCUGCCUUGUGAAUCUGAGAAUUACUUGUGUCUAGAUUUCACCCAUACACUUAAUGUGGCCAGUAAGAAGGGUGUCUCACCUUAUUGCUGAAUGUGGACAUGUACUCCAGGACUUGCUGUCACUGAAACGUAAAAUACUAACUUUUCUUCUCAUAGAACCUCUUGCCUCAGUGGAUUCAAGUUUGACUUUCAAGAUGUACAACCCUAAAUUCCUGACUAAUUUAGUUCUUUUGUUCAAUUAACUUGGGAGUUUAAGUGGUUCUUAUUUAAUUAAAAGGUUGAAUUGUACACCCGAAGUGCUUUACAAUGCAAAAAUAAAAUAAAUAAAAAUAGUUGCAGACCUAA